AUGGAAGGUGGAUAUGAUCCAAAACGCGUGGCAGAGCUUCAAGAGCAAAUGAAGCAUCUGUCCGCGGAAGAAAGAGAAGCUAUUAGAAAUGAAAAACUUGCGGAGCUUGAGGACCUUCAGAACUUUAGGAACAUGGAGCAUAAUGAGGGCUCAACCUACAAAGAAAUGACAAUGGAGGAAUUCGAAAACCACCCUUUAUUCAUGGAUCCUAAUCAUCUGUACACACAAGACGAAAUCGACGACAAUGAAUUCCUCCAACAAAUGCAAGCAAUGAAAUACUCGGAUGGUGACACGCUUGAUGAACAAGCGGAAGCGUAUAAAUCAGAUGGAACUUUUCAUUUCAAGUGCAAAUUGUACAAGAAGGCAUGCGUCGCGUACUCUAAGGAAAGAUUGCACCAGAAUUUUGGAAAAAUAUUUGCGAUGGAAGAGAAUCUGGAUAAUCUGAGACAAGGCUAUAACGAUAAAUCCACCAGACAAGCAACUUCUUGGACAAUGUUAUAA
Oikopleura dioica is the source of this 501-nucleotide messenger RNA. NCBI's taxonomy places the organism in Eukaryota, Metazoa, Chordata, Appendicularia, Copelata, Oikopleuridae. The record is from the annotation of a GenBank genome assembly.